CUUCCAGUCUGACAAAUCUCUCUCGCUCAGCUUACGCCACUCCUAUACUAAUCCCCCAAAAAAAACUCUCACAGCUUUCGUCCCGACCCACUCUCGAUUCCCCUCCCCGAAACGCCGCUCCAGGAUUCAGCCGCGAUCCGAUCGCCGAGGCGACCGCGCCGUCCCGCCCACUCGAUUCGGUCGUGUGCGCGCUAGGAAGUUCGUCCGUCACGCGCCUCGCGGUUUUGUGUUCGUUUUCCCGUUCUGGUUUCCUGUGGCUCGCUCGGUUACCGCUUUUAAUCUUAUAGCUAGCUCGAUCCAUCUGUGUUACUGUGUAGGUAUGUGUGUUCUUCUGAUUGCCUGCGCCUGAAGUAGAUGCUGGUCAUGACUAACUGCUUGAUUGAUGGAUUGCUUGAUUUUGGUUGUGGUGACUAAUUUCCUAAUUGGAUUUAAUCCUGCUCCUCAAUUGGUUCGUUGACUGCUGCUUGAUGUUAUUGAUGUGCAUCCCGAAAAUUCGAUCCAGUUCACUUUAAACCAGUGGCGUGGGUUCCAUCUAUUUACUGGCCACGACUAUUUCUAUUUGGGCGUGUGGGAUCAUGGCUGCACAGAGCAUUAUCAGUAAUUCACACUAGUACCAUGUAUUUAUACAUACGGCCGAUGAAGCGGCAUGAGCUGUGCAAAUGGACUCCUGUUAUUUCAGAAAUUUUGAACUUCGUAGAUCCUAUCAUACGUCCUAUAUUUUUGGAUUGAACUGGCAACUUAUAUCCUUCUUGAUCACACUCGUGCUGUUCUGGCUAAUCCAAAAGUACCAUGGACACUGGGCCACUGCAUUUUGCUUCCUCUCCAUGUGCCUGAAACGGUGCCCCUGUUUUGGUUCCUCAUUCAACUCUCAUUUGUGCUUUUGUUUUCGUUCACCAAUUAAAAAAAAACAGUGGAUAUGCUUGUAAAAACGUGUUGAGGGCUCAUUCUCGAAAAGAAAAAGAAAAACAAGGUUGAGGGGAAACUAUCACUCUUCUAGACAAGUUACCUUCAGGCAUCCUAGUUAAAGAGAGCAUGUCCAGAAGGCAGCAACUUGCCGACUACUUACUUGCUGCGUGCAGCAUUGGUUACUAAUUUUUUUUACUGCUUUGGCACAGAGUUGGGGGAAUUCACUUAUGCAGGUUCUUUCAAUGAUGCUGCUUCACUAGUUACUGAGACGAUCCCUAUUCAGUAGGAAAUUGUAGAUAGGUUACAUUUCAGGUACAAACCACUGAAGUCUUAAUUAGGACGCUGGCUUUCUCAAGAUGUUCUUGAUGGGAGAAUUAGAGGAAGUUUAGUUUAUUUGCGGAUAUUGCACGACUUUAAACCAAUGUUUGGACAAGUUUCUUCCGUUCAAGAUGAAGCCGGUGGCUGCUGGAGGUAGGCUUCCUUGUAAUCUGACUUCUUAAGGGACCUUUCUGUUCGAUAAAAACAUUCAACGACGGUACUAGCUAACACGUCAAAACCUUAUCAUGAAACCAUCCCAUCGCCUUCACUUUUUUUUUCCUGGCAUUUGAUGCUCUUGCCUGUUCCUCUUGCCAGAGAACGGGGGGCCAGCACCACGGUAAAACAGAUGCAGAUGGAUCACUGUGUACGAAUUGCUUGGAAAUUCUUCUCUGGAUGGAUAUCAGUUGUGUAAUUUGUUUUCUCACAGCUCACAAUCCAGCUAGUUUCUUCUAGCUGUGACUAUGAGGUUUUUGCUGAUUGGAGCAGUCCGGCGUUGCUUUGGUCUUGUGUCAAUAUGCCUGGUCUUCAGCAGUAUUCAGCAACCAGAACUACAUGCAGUGGUUUCCUCUGUGACUGCAUUCUCUAUUGAGAGUCAUCCUGCUAAAUGCAUAAUACUUGCAGGUAUUUGUGUUGCAUUUGCAACGCGAUAGCUUUUGUGCUACCAAACAGCCGACAUGGGUGCCGUGCAGCUCGAGUCUGUUGCUGCUCAACAUGCACAUGCUAAGCUAAAUGUGGAUUCACUUCCUCAAGGCCCUUCGUUGUUUGAUGGAAAUGACACAGCCAGGAUUGAUGGUUCUAAGUCUGAUGAGUACGAAAGAUUUGAGAAGGGAUUAAUGCAGUAUGGAUGUGCGCAUUACCGAAGGAGAUGCCGCAUACGAGCUCCAUGCUGCAAUGAGAUUUUUGAUUGCCGGCACUGCCACAAUGAAUCAAAGAAUUCGAUUAAAAUUGAUACUCCUAGGCGACAUGAACUUCCACGCCAUGAACUGCAGCAGGUCAUAUGCUCAUUGUGUGGCACUGAACAAGAGGUACGACAAAUAUGCAUCAACUGUGGUGUAUGCAUGGGAAAGUAUUUCUGUGAAGUGUGCAAGCUCUUUGAUGAUGAUGUCUCAAAACAGCAGUAUCACUGCCAUGCGUGUGGAAUAUGCAGAAUUGGUGGCAGGGAGAAUUUCUUCCACUGCUCAAAAUGUGGAUGUUGUUAUUCCAAAGUGUUGAAGAACAGUCAUGCAUGUGUUGAAGGAGCCAUGCAUCAUGACUGUCCAAUCUGCUUCGAGUACUUGUUUGAGUCGAGAAAUGAUGUCUCUGUUUUGCCAUGUGGUCAUACAAUUCAUGAAAAAUGCCUGAAAGAGAUGAAGGAGCAUUGCCAAUUUGCAUGCCCGCUCUGCUCCAAGUCGGUAUGUGACAUGUCGAAGGCAUGGGAAAGACUGGACGCGGAACUAGCGACUCUGUCAAACUCCUUCGACGAUAAAGUGGUUCGCAUAUUGUGCAAUGAUUGUGGGGCAGUAUCAGAGGUGCAGUUCCACUUAAUUGCACAUAAGUGCCAUAGUUGCAAGUCGUACAACACCCGGCAGAUUUGAAGUAGUGAAGCCCUGGAGGGAUUGUACAUUCUUCCUGGAAGUUGGUGAGAGUGCUACGGCGGUGGAGAUUCAUUCAUCUACGUGAUGUUUGCUGCGAAGGCACAUCACUGGACAAUUUAUCUGCGUCCACUGCAGUUAGCAGCCGUGGUUGUCCUUCAUUAGUUUCUUCAUCGUUUCUGUUAGUUCAAAAAGUGUGUAACAGUUUCCGCGUUUCCGUUCAAGCCUUGCAUAUUUCAGCACAACGUGGCAGACUGGUAGAAUUGUGCUCUACUCGAUUGGCAUCAUUUCCUCGGCAUUGGUCAGGUCUGCAACGGAUAGGAUCUCCUCUCCAGGGAGAGUGGUGUGUGCAUGCAGCAGGCUGUGUGGCGUAGGGUUUAUGGUUGCAAAAUGUCUUGAUCAACAAUUUCAAUUUCAGUGAUCACCAAGUUGGGCUGUCA
Messenger RNA from Triticum urartu, 3235 nucleotides. RefSeq names its product putative E3 ubiquitin-protein ligase RZFP34. NCBI's taxonomy places the organism in Eukaryota, Viridiplantae, Streptophyta, Magnoliopsida, Poales, Poaceae. The record is from RefSeq and is a predicted model, not a curated record. Gene Ontology annotation, cellular component: nucleus. Gene Ontology annotation, biological process: ubiquitin-dependent protein catabolic process; protein ubiquitination. Gene Ontology annotation, molecular function: ubiquitin protein ligase activity; zinc ion binding.